This is a messenger RNA of Trichoderma harzianum CBS 226.95, 1138 nucleotides long. RefSeq lists its product as hypothetical. The transcript has 2 exons. The coding region runs from base 46 to 1008 and encodes 320 amino acids. The record is from RefSeq and is a predicted model, not a curated record. Lineage: Eukaryota; Fungi; Ascomycota; Sordariomycetes; Hypocreales; Hypocreaceae.
CGACAAGCCUGUGAAUAUCUUUCUUCCAACCAAACCGAAUUCAAGAUGGUCAACAAGCUUCUUGUCGCUUCUCUCUUGGUCGGGGCCUCUCUGGCUUCCCCCUACCCGCCGUCCGCCAUUGACGGCCCUACCGCCCCAGUUCCCGACACUGUGGACUUUUCGAUUCCCAAGAAGGCUGAUGCUAGCCACUUUAAGCCUUCAAAGUCUAGCAGCUCUCCUGUUUCCAGGACCGCUGAUGCACCUGUUGUCGCCAAUGCCAAGCUUGAGGCGCGAGUGACUGGCGAGAGAGUCAACAACGCCGUCGCCCGCUUCGACAACUCCAACAUCCAGGACGGAGUUGGCGCCGGCAGCGACACCUACACUAUGUACUGGGGAGAUGGAAGCACUGGUGCUGGAUGGCCCGCUCAGAGCCGCUGGGUGUCGUUCCAGACCAUGUUUGACAACUACAAGAACCAGAUGUUCGCCUCAUGCCAAAACCUGCCCACCCCCCAAGCCAACGACAGCGGCCCCGAAGUUGGAGCUAUCUGGGAUGGUAUUCAGCAAGCAGCAGCUGCUACCGGCGUGGAUCAUAGAUUUAUCCUUGCCAUCAUCAUGCAGGAGUCUCAUGGUUGCGUCCGAGUCCACACCACCGCGAACGGUGUCCGCAACCCCGGCCUCAUGCAAGACCAUAACGGUGCGGCUACCUGCAAUGAAAACGGCAGGGUACAGAAUCCGUGCCCUUCUGCGACUAUUUAUCAAAUGAUUCUUGAGGGAACUGCUGGAACUACCAGCGGAGACGGUCUGGCGAACUGCAUCAACCAGUCCGGCCGAAGCGACGUCUCGGCCUUCUACCGUGCUGCCCGCAUUUACAACUCAGGCUCAAUCUCAAACACCGGUCAGCUUCAGAACGGUAUUGCUACUCACUGUUAUGCCAGUGAUAUUGCUAACCGUCUGACUGGUUGGGUGAAUGCUCGCAAUGGAUGCAACUGUGACGGCAACCCUGGUAGCUGCGGCAUCACCACCAACUAAGGGAAAAUAGAAUGCGCUUGUUGUAUUUAGCGUAUAAAAUUGUUUAUUUCGACGUACUUUCUUAUCCCGUAUGUACAUAAAUAUUGGAAUUUGUACAUAGCCUUGCUUUAGUUGUAUAUAAUCGACAUCA